Molecule: messenger RNA, 1178 nt
Organism: Hibiscus syriacus
Lineage: Eukaryota; Viridiplantae; Streptophyta; Magnoliopsida; Malvales; Malvaceae
Product: peroxidase 17-like
Exons: 3
Coding region: 65-1054 (329 amino acids)
Biological process (GO): response to oxidative stress; hydrogen peroxide catabolic process
Molecular function (GO): peroxidase activity; heme binding
Source: RefSeq, a predicted model, not a curated record
AGAGAAAAGAGUAAUUUGGUCUACUUUCAUCCCGCCAUCCACCGUUGGUUUGUCCCCCCAAAAGAUGAAACCUCUCUUUCGUUGCCUAUUCUUUCUCCAACUGGUCACCAUGGCCGUUGCCGUACAACCUCUCCGCCCGGGGUUCUACUCCGAAACGUGUCCGCCGGCGGAAUUCAUAGUCAGAGAUGUGAUGAGGAAAGCCUUGAUUAGGGAACCACGAAGCGUUGCCUCUGUCAUGCGCCUUCAAUUCCACGACUGCUUCGUUAAUGGUUGUGAUGGUUCUGUGCUGCUAGAUGAUACCCCGGACAUGCUUGGGGAAAAGCUAGCUCUUUCCAAUAUAAACUCGCUAAGAUCUUUCGAAGUCGUCGAUGAAGCCAAGGAAGCUUUGGAAGCUGCUUGCCCUGGAAUCGUUUCUUGUGCUGAUAUCGUAGUCUUAGCCGCUAGAGAUGCAGUUGCUCUGACUGGAGGACCCGAUUGGGAAGUUAGGUUGGGAAGAAAAGAUUGCUUAACAGCCAGUCAAGAAGACUCGGACAAUAUAAUGCCAAGUCCAAGAGCAGAUGCGACUUCUUUGAUCACACUGUUCAGCCAAUUCAAUCUAUCGGUCAAGGACCUUAUUGCCCUCUCUGGGUCACACUCCAUAGGUGAAGCCAGGUGCUUUUCGAUCAUGUUCAGGCUCUACAACCAAUCCGGGUCCGGCAAACCUGACCCUGCCAUCGAACCAGGAUUCAGAGAAAAACUGGACCAGCUGUGCCCAAUCGGUGGAGACGAGAAUGUAACCGGGCCACUGGAUGCAACCCCUACAAUGUUUGACAACCAGUACUUCAAGGACUUGGUAGCAGGAAAAGGGUUUCUGAAUUCGGAUCAAACGCUUUUCACAUCUCCUCGGACUAGACCAUAUGUUAGGCUCUUUAGCAAAGACCAAGAUAAAUUCUUCAAGGCUUUCGUUGAGGGAAUGUUGAAGAUGGGUGAUUUGCAGAUUGAGCAGCCUGUUGAGGUAAGAACCAAUUGCAGGGUGGCCAAUAGUCGAUCUGUGGAUGUAUUAAUGGAAUCUUGAAGGCACUGAUGUGGUAGAGUUCUUAGAAUUAAGAAUAUAUCUACGUCUGUAUGUAUAUGUAUCUAUAUGUAUGGAAAAGGUUAAGAGCAUUAAGCAAAGAGAUCUCACAUAUUAUUUUUCAUAA